Molecule: messenger RNA, 1080 nt
Organism: Pleurotus ostreatus (oyster mushroom)
Lineage: Eukaryota; Fungi; Basidiomycota; Agaricomycetes; Agaricales; Pleurotaceae
Gene: LYS12
Product: homoisocitrate dehydrogenase
Exons: 11
Coding region: 1-1080 (359 amino acids)
Biological process (GO): isocitrate metabolic process; tricarboxylic acid cycle
Cellular component (GO): mitochondrion
Molecular function (GO): NAD binding; isocitrate dehydrogenase (NAD+) activity; magnesium ion binding
Source: RefSeq, a predicted model, not a curated record
AUGUUUCGAACAGCCGUGCGCUCGAUGUCCGCCACUGCAAGGAAGUCCUUAACUAUAGGGCUUAUUCCUGCUGAUGGCAUUGGGCGAGAGGUUAUACCCGCCGCGAAGCAAGCUAUCCUCGCGCUAGGAUCGGACCUGCCGAAGACGGAGUUCGUAGAACUGCUUGCUGGAUUUGAGUACUUCAAGCGGACGGGCACUGCUCUCCCUGAUGAGACCGUCGAAAUAUUGAAGUACGACUGUGACUGCGCCUUGUUCGGAGCUGUUAGCUCUCCCUCGAAGAAGGUUGUUGGUUACUCAUCACCUAUAGUUGCCCUCCGCAAGGAGUUGGACCUAUACGCUAACAUUCGCCCAGUUAUCUCUGUACGUGGCAACGAGAAGCCCUCCGUGGAUCUCGUUGUUGUACGCGAGAAUACCGAGUGCUUGUAUAUCAAACAGGAAGAGCUUACCGUAGGGCCCAAUGGCAAAGAAGCUCGCGCAACUCGGCUAAUCACCGAACGUGCCUCAAGAAGAAUUGGCCAAAUUGCAUUCGAACUAGCCAGCAAGCGACCUCGAAAGCACCUUACUGUCAUCCACAAGUCAAACGUCUUAAGUGUUACUGAUGGUCUGUUCCGAGAAACUGUCCGCGCAGUUCCCCUCUUGCCUGAGGUCAACGGAAGAUACAACGAUGUAACAGUAAUGGAGCAGUUGGUGGAUAGUGCUGUAUAUCGCUUGUUCCGCGAGCCACAGAUUUUCGAUGUCAUGGUCGCCCCCAACUUAUACGGCGAUAUAAUAUCUGAUGCGGCUGCGGCACUGGUUGGAUCAUUGGGACUCGUGCCUUCGAUCAACGCAGGGGAUGACUUUGUGAUGGGCGAACCUGUCCACGGUUCUGCUCCAGACAUCGCGGGGCAAAGUAUCGCUAACCCCCUUGCUUCUAUUCGGUCCGCUGCACUAAUGUUGCGGCACUUGGGCUACACCAAAGGAGCAGAUCGUCUGGAUAUUGCGGUGGACCAGGUUAUCCGAGAAGGCCAGGUCCUGACGCCUGAUCUAGGGGGGAAGAGUAAGACGGAGGAGGUUGUAGAGGCUGUCUUGAAGAAAAUAUAA